Molecule: messenger RNA, 732 nt
Organism: Penaeus vannamei (Pacific white shrimp)
Lineage: Eukaryota; Metazoa; Arthropoda; Malacostraca; Decapoda; Penaeidae
Source: RefSeq, a predicted model, not a curated record
AUGGCAACUAUUAUACCGAGGAUCAACGACACGAUAAAGCAUAGAAUUGUGGCAGCGACCAAGGGAGAAGCGUGGGAGCGAAUCCCUGCGGAGGAAGCUCCCAGACUCCCCGGCCAAGAUGGCUGCCCAGACUGCCUUGGCGCCUCCCCUAGACCAGACGCAGAAGGCGGAGGGGACGCCGGCACAACGGACAGGCCGAGAGGAUCGUCUGCCAGCCCUCCUCGCCUCAAGGAGGAAGCACACUGCUCCUCCGAUGUCCAGUGCCCUGCUUGCACUGACGUCCUGCCCAACCUUACCCUUGCGAAGGAACACUUCAAGAAGGUCCAUUCUGACCUCAAGGCCGUAAGGUGUGCUGUAUGCAAUGAGGACGUAAAGGGGAGGUUUAUGGGCUACCUCAGCCACCUGAGGACCCGCCAUAAAGACAGAAGCUUGGCAGAGGCGGCACAGGAUGGCGAGGUAAGGGCAGCCCGGGAGCAGGCGGAGGAUGGCGCUAAGAGCCGUGAGUGCAAAGUGUGCCACAAGAAAGUUCGGGCAUCACUUUUCGCUCGGCACGUCGCCAAGCACAAACGCGUCCCGUGCCCGGAGUGCAAGACGCUCCUGGCCCCGCACUGCCUCAAGAGGCACAUCAACGACUGCCACACCAAGAAGAUCUCCUACCCGUGCCCCGAGUGCCCCGCCGUCUUCCACGACGCCUCUAAUCUGCUCAGCCACCGCAAGAGGAAUCACCUGGGC